CGCGCCUGCAAUUUUUUUUACGCAGUCCUGCUUACUAGGUACUCGCGUAUAUAAUCAAUCACGAUGAUGGUGUUGCUCAUCAUGCGUGAACCUCAGACACCACAUAGUUUUGUCUUCCCUUACCCACGAGAGAGACAACCCUGAAGCAGUCAGUGCAACCGAGGCCAUCGGCUCGCAUCCACGAUACCAAUACCAUGCUUUCUUAGUGCCAUCGAACCACGCUGGCCCGGCCGAGCUUGUUGCGAGUAUGUCGCCGACGCCGAUGCCGACAUUGCCCGUUGCGCCCGCCACUCACUGCUCGUCUGGGUGGAACUGCAGUACAUGGCAUGUGUGUGCAACCAUGGUACGAAGAUUGCACGGCACCUGCGUACACGUUGUGGCUGAAUGGACCAUGUGCGCUGAAUGCUGCAGCAAUCCAUUUGGAAGGAGAAGGCGAGUCUGGAAAGUCGUCGUCGAGCCCGUUCGAGGUGGCCCGAUGGAAAGCGCGCAAUUCUUGGUGUCUCCUCCGAUCCCGCCGUCCUACGCUCACACAUUCGGCGGGCAUGGAGGGGUGGACGAUUGCUUAUUCGGCCUAGUGAUGUCGGAUCAAACUGGGCGCUUCUCGCCUAUCGCGAACGUCUGCACUGACGACGCUGGAAAAGCUUCUAUGCCACCCUCUGCAGACAUGCAUGUGCCUCGCCCAUUUCUUUUGCCGUGGUCGUCGUGCUCGCCGAGUCGCGGGCAGGAGCUCUAUGUUCGGCGGAUUGGCGCCCAUUCCUGCUGACGAGACCCGAUCUAGCUUGUGCAAGCAAUGUGGCACGCGACGGCGAUGUGUCAGACAUGGCG
Molecule: messenger RNA, 825 nt
Organism: Dissoconium aciculare CBS 342.82
Lineage: Eukaryota; Fungi; Ascomycota; Dothideomycetes; Mycosphaerellales; Dissoconiaceae
Exons: 2
Coding region: 248-763 (171 amino acids)
Source: RefSeq, a predicted model, not a curated record